CGAAUAGCCGCAGCCUACUUCGUGGUGGUUUAUCUUUUGGAAACGUUUUUUAUCUGACCAACAGUCUAACAGCAAAUCGUGAAUUUUUAAUUUUAAUUGAGCAAAGUAUAUCCGGCGUAUUUUGAAAUACCAUAUGUACUAUAUCAACAACGAGAAAGAUGUGGAUGAAGCCACAAGAAGUUUUGCUGGCCAAUGCCCUUUGGGUGACUGAACAGGCGACCGUUUAUUUCGUCCUGCAGAGGCGAAAAGGUCAUGGAAAGACAAAAGGUCUAACUUCGAUUUUGGUUGGAACACUAGAUAGUGUUUUUGAUACGAAGCCACCCCCAUUUAGAAUAUUACAUCAGACUCCAUCGUCGGACGUUUACUGGAUGAUAGCCUGUGCUCUUACAGAGAAAGAUAUUGUCAAAGAUUGGGAAUGGCUGCAUGCCACUUUAACCGAUACCCUAAAAUCCUUUGAUACAGAAGAAGAGAUAACAGAUUUUGUAUGCUGCAAAAUCCAGUCUAUCAUAGCUAAUAAUGUACCGGAAAAUCAAAUUGCCGAUGAAGAAGAUCCGCAAUCGUUUAAGACAGUCUCCUUCAAGUUCCACCAGCACUUUAAUUUUCCACAAGAUGAAAAGCUGGUGAACUAUUAUUCGUGCAGUUAUUGGAAAUCCCGAUUCCCGAGGCAGGGAUGGCUUUAUCUCUCUGUGAAUCAUAUGUGCUUCUAUGCCUACAUUCUGUCAAAGGAGACAAAGCUUGUUGUCAGAUGGGCAGACAUCACAGAACUCAGCAAAACCAAUUCUAUUCUAUUCCCUGACAGUAUUCGAGUGGUAACUCGUGAUAAUAAAGAGCAUUACUUUUCCAUGUUCCUCCAUAAAUCGGACACUUUUUCAUUAAUGGAACAGCUUACAAAUAUUGCUAUGAAAAGAUUAAUUGAUGAAAAAAGUGGUUUCAAUGAAGAUAGAGAUCUCCUAAAUAAAUUAAGAUACACGUUUGUUCACAGCAAAAACGUGCCUAAAAAACCCUCAUUUUUGAAGAGAGACCUUGAUGCACGAGCCCACUCUGAAGUCUAUAGGCUGCAAUUCAGGUUGCCGGGCAAUGAGAAGUUAGACGGUAGCAUUGAUGCGACUUUGUGGACUCCUUACAAUAAAAGACACGUUUGGGGGAAAAUAUAUUUGUCUCAGAAUUACCUUUGCUUCGAAAGUAGAGUUCGUCGCAUGGUUACUCUUGUAAUUCCUUUGCGCGAAGUACGAUUAGUCGAAUGCGCCGAAAAUCAAGCUUCAAACGCAGCUGUAGACAAAUCUGUCCUUGUAACGACGUCAAGAUCAUCAUUUUUAUUUGCACAAAUUCACGACAGAGAUUUUGUUGUGCAAAAAAUAUCAGAACUAUUGGCUAAGACUAAAAUAUCCCAUCUCACAGAGCAGCUGACUUUCCACAACAGUGUAACAAGCGAUUUGAGCAACUACGAAGAGGUGGAACCUUUAGAAUGGUCACCGCAACCACCUUUGAUGACUUUAUUCAAAGCACCUCUGAGCCAAGAAGCUGCAAUUAAACAAGAGACGAAAGAGAAACAGUGGGAGUUACACUUUGCAGAAUAUGGAAGAGGAAUUACUAUGUACAGGACUACUGACACAGCAAAAUUGGUUAUUCAGGGAGUACCUCAAACGCUGAGAGGGGAAGUGUGGCUUACAUUUUCUGGUGCUAUAAACGAGAUGACGAUGAAUUCUGGCUUAUACAAAUCUCUCGUCGAUCAGUCGCUUGGAAAAUCGUGCCAAGCAAAUGAGGAGAUAGAAAGAGAUUUGCACCGUUCUUUGCCAGAACACCCCGCCUUUCAAUCCGACACUGGUAUCAGUGCUCUCAGGCGAGUUCUGUCUGCGUAUGCCUGGAGAAAUCCUCAGAUCGGGUAUUGCCAAGCUAUGAAUAUUGUCGCUUCUGUUCUCCUCAUUUAUUGUUCUGAAGAGGCAGCUUUUUGGCAACUAUGCAAUGUAUGCGAAUCUCUACUCCCUGAUUACUAUGACCGCCGAGUUGUUGGUGCCCUAGUCGACCAAGGUCUCUUGGAGGAGUUAGCUGCUGAACAUUUACCGGCACUGCACGCCAGGCUGCAAGAAUUGGGUUUAAUCAGAGUCAUUUCACUUUCGUGGUUUCUAACAAUUUUUCUAAGUGUAAUGCCUACUAGCAGCGCUGUGAACAUAAUGGAUUGUUUUUUUUAUGAUGGAGCAAAAGUUAUUUUCCAGAUAGCGUUAACUGUUUUGGAAUGGAAUCACGACAAAUUAUUGAACUGCCGUGAUGAUGGGGAAGCUAUGCAGCUGCUAACUGAUUAUCUCGGAGGGGUUUUCAAUGACGAAGGUCCGAUUUUACCGAGGCCCGUCGAUAGUUCGGUGCCAAAUAGGAGUAUAUCUGUGCAAACUUUGAUCUAUGAAGCUUACUCGAGGUACGGCACUCUGACAAUAGGAGGAAUCGAGCGUCUACGACUGAAGCACAGGCUCAGAGUAGUGCAAAGUCUUGAAGAUGGCAUAGAAAAAAAUGUAGUGAGAAGUGUCGUUGUAGAUAAAUAUAUGGUCUCUGAAGAAUUGCAGGAAUUGCUUGGUUUAGUGAGAGAGGAAUUGAUGAGCCAAAGAAAAGCUGAACCUGAUCGAUACGAUCCCACACAGCCACCCUACGAAGCAUACAAAGUAGACUUUGAGCUUUUCAGAAUACUUUUCGGAGGUUUAUCUCCAUGGGGCAAGUGCACCCAAGCCGAAUCUCUUGCUGCAAGACUAUUUCGUCUAAUGGACCGCAAUCACGACGGACUUCUCAAUUUUCGAGAAGUAGUUCAAGCGAUCGGAAUCACCGCAACAGCAGACUUGACUCAGAGAUUGAAACUUUUGUACACGCUUCAUCUACCACCAUUAUUGACUGCCGUUGAUUUUGAAUCGCCUGCACAUCCAGAUGGAGCAGAGGUGGCAGCGGAAGCCACAGACUUCUUCGAUAGCAUGGAACAGAGCGCAGCUUCGUUAGAGAUGCCAGCAAGUUUAGUUGAAGACUUGCAAGGAACCUCUUUAUCCAGAUCUGUGAGUCUUAAUAGUCAACAGGGCGAUCAGUCAUGGGAAAUUCAGAGUAUGGGCAGUCUUCGAUCAAUGGUUGCAUCCAAAGAUAGCCCUUUGAAUUUAAAAACUGUACCAAAAAUGUCUCAACCCCAUUUCAUUGCCCUGUGGAAAACCCUGUACGACAUGUUUCAAGCACUCGACCAACCGGAAGAGCAGGAAACUUACCAUUCAAUUGCUACGAUAGGCACUCUUCUACUUCAGCUGGGAAAUGUUGGCAAAAAGUUUGCAGCUGAGAGAGAAGAAUCGGAAGAUAGUUUGCUUGUUGCUGCAUCUUUGGCACAACCUGAACUCUUGUCAGCUCAAACUCCUCCUGAUCGCAACGGUAAUCCUUCAAGUGUGAUUUCUUCAGCUGAUCCUGAUUGGUCAAUAACAGUAGAGCAGUUUCUAGCAUCUGCAUUGACUGGGCAGCCAAUCGUGGACUUUUUCAGUAAGAGAACUGAUCUUAUGGAGGCGAUAACAACUUUGAGAAAUCGUAGAUUCAAUCGAGUUCACUCUCUUUCCGAUACGCCUGUGAUCAACGUAUGACACGUGACGGAUCAUUAGUGCAAAGAUUCCCCUUAUAAUGAUGAUAUAUUUUAUAAAUCAUUUCCGGGACAUUACAAACAAAAUUUGAAAAUUAUUGAAACGAAAUUUAGCCAUCAUCUCACCUUAGAAGUACAAGAUUCUAUAGAUCCUGAUCGGAUACUGGCGCGCAAAUAAUGUUAAUGCUAGAUAAGUACCAGUCUUUUGGCAUUUAUGGCAAGAAUCCAAUUACUUGGGUGUCAUAAAUUUUUCUUCUUGAUAACAGAGACCAAUUCAGCAGAAUUUCUCCAGUCUCCCUCAGAAGUGUAUAGAGUUAAAACUGAAAUACAUUCAUUGAUGUUUAUCGCAAGAGAUUAUAACCAUUCAGAACUAACAUCAGACUUGAUUUUGUUAAUCUGCAAACAGUCCUCAUUUACUUGAAGAGAGAUGAGUUUAAAAUAGUAGUAAUUGUUGGAUUAUAAUGCUGAACUAUCAAGUGAUGGUAACAUUAUUUUUGUAAAAGAGUCACCAGGAUAUAUUUUGCUAAGUAAUUAUUGAACACUUGGUAGCGUGAACUGCCUAAUUAGUGGACAAAUAGUAUCCAAUUAUUUCGUCGAAUUUUGAUUAGACGUUAAAAAUGUAAUAAACUAGUUACCAAUUAUUUUUAUUCUGGGAAUCAUUGAACGUUAGUUAACUACUUUCGCAUAUGCGAAUAUGAAAUCUCAAUGAUCUGAUGUUACAAUUCGUAAUAUCUGAUAGUUUUCAGUGUACUUCAGUUUGGAUUCAUCAACCCCUUGUUCGGACGUCUCAUUAAAUGUUUAACUAUGUUCGACACAUAUCGCUUAAAAAUUAUUAUUUGGCCUCAUAACGAUGUUGAACCUCCUACACUAAUCAAAUUGAAUAUAGUAGAUUAUUCACCUUAUACCAAUGAAUGAAAAGUAACUAUCAACAUUCGAUUACUCCUAAGAAUAUCAAGUUUUUUAAGAAAUUUUUGCUACAUGAGAAAAUAGUACUGACGAUAAUGGGAAAAAUAUGCAAAAUAUUAUACGGCAUGUAAAAAUUUAGUAUGAAUAAAAAAGUAACUAUCAAAGAUACCUUUGAUAAUGUUGAAAAAUUGAAAUUUCUGAAAUCUUUAUAAAAUUCACUAAAAAAUUCUGCCAACAAAACAACUUGUUGGAAUCGAGUUUAUCAUUCUAUUCUUCCAGAAUUCCAUAACGUGUAAAUGAUGAAAAUUGAAAAAAGUUGCUUAUCCAUGACUGGAAUUGAUAGAUAUCAGAAAUGUUUGUAUUCAUUCAUAAUUAGCAAUGGUAUUCAGGGUUCUUAGUUUAUGGAUUUCUAGAAGUACACUAGGUAUGUACGAUAUGUACGACAGUGACGUAAUUCCGAGGCAAAUAUCUGUCAUGUAUAAUAUGUGUACAUAAACAGAGCUUUAUCAAAUUCAUUUCAUGCAUAACGAAUAUAUUAUUUUAUCAACCAUGUAAUAAAAUUAGUAUUCUUAAUA
This is a messenger RNA of Athalia rosae (coleseed sawfly), 5067 nucleotides long. RefSeq names its product TBC1 domain family member 9 (gene Tbc1d8-9). The record is from RefSeq and is a predicted model, not a curated record. Gene Ontology annotation, molecular function: calcium ion binding. The coding region runs from base 159 to 3590 and encodes 1143 amino acids. NCBI's taxonomy places the organism in Eukaryota, Metazoa, Arthropoda, Insecta, Hymenoptera, Athaliidae. The transcript is spliced from 18 exons.